UCAUUCCCUAUUUAUUCUCCAUGUUCUCAGUCCGUUGCCAGUUCGUCGUUGUUACUCGUCCUGUGUGAACCUCUUUAGGUCAUCCCAUAAUUUCAAGUCCUGUCCUGUCCUGCCGUGUCCAGGCCGCUCUACCUCGCCAGCCGUGCCGGUGAAUCCUGCAUUUUCUCAUUGGGUAUAGUUUUUGUUUGUUUUUUGUUUUGUUUUAUCAAUUACUAAAGCAAAUAAUACUUUGCAUUUGAGUCCUCUCUACAUCCUUACCCACAAACCUGACACAAACAGACUGAGGACGAAAGCAGAGAAGAAAGCAUCUGAAAAAAAAAACGCUUAUAGGACCAUGAGACUUUACAUCCUUUUCAGUUUUCUGCUUUUGGCUGUGAUUUGCAGCUCUUGUGUUGAUGCUAGCCGAGGGAAAUUUGGCCGCCUCUGCAGUAACCCAAGUAACCGUAUAAGAGGAUGUGAUAGAAAGGGCUGUGGACACUAUGGAGCCAGUCGUGGGAAUCGGAAACAUUUGGGUCUUGACAUUGUGUGUGCUGAUGGAGACACAGUUUAUGCUCCAUUUGAUGUGAAGCUGAAUGGCAGAUCUAGGCCAUACUCAAAGAACAAUGCUAUCAAUGAUGGCAUUAACUUGAGUGGGCAAGGUCUCUGCUUCAAGAUGUUCUACGUUAAGCCGGACCGUUACACCGGGACCCUGAAGAAAGGGCAGAGGAUCGGACGUAUGCUCCGAAUGCAGAGCGUUUAUCCUGGCAUCACUUCCCAUGUUCACGUUCAAAUGUGUGACUUAUCAAAUCCCACCAAGUACUUCUGAUGGU
Rhinichthys klamathensis goyatoka is the source of this 809-nucleotide messenger RNA. RefSeq names its product leukocyte cell-derived chemotaxin-2-like. Lineage: Eukaryota; Metazoa; Chordata; Actinopteri; Cypriniformes; Leuciscidae. The record is from RefSeq and is a predicted model, not a curated record. Bases 335 to 805 code for a protein of 156 amino acids. The transcript is spliced from 5 exons.